CUGAUGCAGCAAAGAGAGACUUCGACGUCCAACGUUCUAUCAGCUUCUGGCAUCACUCCUGAAAUAAAGCCUUCGGGUUCUGACAUACCUUCAAUUCAUUCUCGCAGGAAAAGCUCACUGGCGCUCGAAACAGCAGAGAAAGGCUUUCAGGAAACCAAAAAGUUUGAAUAUAAAGCAGAAAAAAUGGCAUUAAACAAUAAACAAAAUAGAAAAUGGCUCCCAGUAGUGGGCUUUAUUUUACUCCUUAUAUUUGUGACAUGGCUCUUUAUUCCUGAACAUAAACCUAACUAUGGCUCGGAUCAAUCAAUUUCCGAGACUGACAUUUCAAAGAUCACGUCCCCUCAUUGUACUGUUGCACAUCCAGGACGUCAAUUAAUCCAGUAUGCGCUGAUGCUUGACGCCGGGUCUACUGGAUCUCGUAUUCAUGUGUAUAAAUUUAAUUAUUGUAAAGCGUCUCCUGAAUUAGAGGAUGAAGUAUUUCAUCAUAUUCAACCAGGUCUCUCCGCUUACCCCGACGACGCUGACGCAGCUGCAAGAAGUCUAGAUGUGUUGUUAAAGGUAGCUUUGGAUAAUGUUCCUAAGGAAUUACAGCAUUGUACACCAAUUGCUGUUAAGGCAACGGCAGGAUUACGUUUGUUGGGUCAAGAAAAGAGUGCACUUAUUUUGAAGGCUGUUCAUUACCAUUUAGAAACAAAUUACCCUUUUCCCAUUAUUGAAGAGGACGGUGUUGUAAUCAUGGAUGGUAAAGAUGAAGGCGUAUAUGCAUGGAUUACUGUCAACUAUUUAUUGGAAAAAAUUGGAUCACUAGAAAAAUUGCAAACUGCUGCGAUAUUUGAUCUUGGUGGCGGGUCAACGCAAAUAGUGUUUGAACCGGAAAUGACAGAUGGUGAGGAAGUUGCAGAGGGUGAACACAAAUACGAAUUAGAAUAUGGGGGUCACAAAUAUGUUCUUUAUCAACACUCAUAUUUGCAUUAUGGGCUAAUGGAGGCAAGGAAAGCAAUUAAGAAUUUUGCG
Racocetra persica is the source of this 1014-nucleotide messenger RNA. The record is from the annotation of a GenBank genome assembly. NCBI's taxonomy places the organism in Eukaryota, Fungi, Glomeromycota, Glomeromycetes, Diversisporales, Gigasporaceae.